UACCACAACUAUGCUCAUACUCCAAAGGGUUUAUGAAAGACAACCAUUUGAGUUCAAGCAUGUAAUUUUCCUCUUUUGGGCUCAAAAGGGGCGUGCAAAAAGGAGAUAGUGAGGCAACGUAUGUAUAAGCUCUGGACGAAACUGAAGUCAACUGGUUUAACCAGAUGAAUCUGACACUUGCAGACAUACUUUACUGCAUCGAACAUUACAAAGCUGUGACACAUUUCAAGAGGACAGUGGAGACAUGACAGAAAAUUAUGAUGGAUUAGUAGGAAUGGGAUCGAGAAAGAACCUCAUGAGCUUAAACACAAAUUCUGUCAAAGAAGAGGGGGAUGUGGUCAGCUGUGUCUCUAUAAAAAGCAACUGUUCUCUUAAAUAACCUAUUGAAUUUAAUGAUAAAUCAGGAUUCAGUAAAUCAAGUGUGGUGAGGGAUGAUGUAAUCCGGUGUCAGUCCAGAUGUGAAGUUUAUGAGCAGGUUCUGACAGAUGCUGUCACCUGUGGUGAGGGAUUAAGCAGACAGUGUGUUACUGCUACAUCAGAGGACUUUGACUCUCUUCAGUACAGAAAUAAAUCUAGAACAUGUCCUGUCGUGGAACCAGCCCUGUUUGAGGAGACUGGUUAUCUGCAGCAGGAUUCUCUCCAAUCAGACGAUGUUCUUCAGAAAGUCAAAGACCAACACAAAACCAUCAUGAAGAACAAGUAUGAGUGCCUAUCUGAGGGAAUAAAAAUACAAGAGAAUGAAACACUCCUGAACAGGAUCUACACACAACUCUGCAUGUUACAGGGAGAGAGUGAGGGGGUGAAUGAAGAACAUGAGGUUUUACACAUGGAGAAAAGAGGCAGAAGACAAUACCCACAAGACACUGCAAUCGACUGCAAUGACAUCUUUAAAGCCUCAUCUGAUCCAGGAUGUGAGAAGAAAGACCAAAUCAAGACUGUUCUUACUAAAGGCAUCGCUGGAAUUGGAAAAACUGUCUCUGUGCAGAAAUUCAUUCUGGACUGGGCUGAGGGUCAAGCCAAUCAGGAUAUAGAUUUCAUGUUUGUGCUUCCAUUUCGAGAGCUGAACCUCAUUAAAGAUAAUCAGUACAGUCUUCACAGACUUCUGCUGGACUUUCAUCCUGAACUUCAAUAUCUGGACUCAAAGAUUUAUGAGGAGUGUAAAGUUGUGUUCAUCCUUGAUGGUCUGGAUGAAAACAGAAUUCCACUGAUGUUAUCAGACAGUGAGAAAGUUUGUGAUGUGACUGAGACAUCAUCAGUGGGUUUGUUGAUGUCAAACCUCAUGAAAGGAGAGCUGCUUCCCUCUGCUCUCAUCUGGAUCACCUCCAGACCAGCAGCAGCCAAUCAGAUCCCCUCCAAAUACAUCAACCAUCUGACAGAGAUACAGGGAUUCAGUGAUCCUCUGAAGGAGGAAUAUUUCAAGAAGAGAAUCAGUGAUGAACAUCAAGCCAGCAGAAUCAUCUCACACAUCAGAAGAGCAAGAAGCCUCCACAUCAUGUGCCACAUACCCGUCUUCUGCUGGAUCGUAUCCACUGUGCUUCAGAAGCUCCUGAAAGAAGAUCUAAGUGCAGAAAUCCCUCAAACUCUGACUGAAAUGUAUGUACACUUCCUGCUCAUUCAGAUCAAUAUGAGUCAGAAAUAUGAAGAGAGAGAUCUAGAGAAACCUCUGCAUUCCAACAGAGAAAUGAUUUUAAAACUUUCUGAAUUGGCUUUUAAACAGCUGAUGAAGGGCAAUGUGAUGUUCUAUGAGGAGGACCUGAGAGAGAGUGGCAUAGACGUCACUGAUGUGAGGCAUCAUUAUUCUGGUAUAUGUACUGAGAUCUUUAGGGAGGAAUCUGUGAUUCAUCAGAGCAAAGUCUACUGCUUUAUUCAUCUGAGCUUUCAAGAGUUUCUUGCUGCUUUUUAUGUAGUUUACUGCUAUUUAUGUGACACUAGAGAAUCACUUUUUGACUCACUACAUAAUUUGCAUACACGAGUAUUCAAUAAAGUCCAAGAGAGUGAAAAUGGCCAGUUGGAUCUUUUCCUGCGAUUCCUGCUGGGCAUCUCAUUGGAGUCCAAUCAGAGACUCUUACAGGAUUUACUGACUCAGACAGAGAACAGCUCAGAGAGCAUCAAGAAAACUUCACUCUACAUUAAAAGUGCAAUUAAGAACAACUCAUUUCUGUCCACUGAAAGAUCCAUCAAUCUGUUCCUCUGUCUGCUGGAGAUGAAAGAUCAGUCUCUGUGCAAGGAGAUUCAGGAGUUUCUGGAAUCAAACAAACACUCAGAGAAACUCACUCCUCCUCAAUGUUCAUCAAUCACCUACAUGCUUCAGAUGUCAGAGGGGGUUCUGGAUGAGCUAGACCUGAAAAAAUACAACACAACGGAGGACGGUAGAAGAAGACUGAUGCCAGCUGUGAUGAAUUGCAAAAAAGCUUUACUUGCUGACUGUAAUCUCACUGGUCAAUGCUGUGCAAUUGUAACUUCAGCUCUGAAAUCUUCAAAGUUCCUCCUAAGAGAGCUGGACCUGAGCAACAAUGACCUACAUGAUUCAGGAGUGAAGCUGAUCUCUGAUGCACUGAAGACAACAAACUGUCCCCUGGAGAUAUUGAGAUUAUCUGGCUGUAUGGCGACAGAGGUCGGCUGUUGUUAUCUGGCUUCAGCCCUGAGGUCAACUUUACACCUGAAAGAGCUGGAUCUGAGCUACAACCACCCUGGAAAAUCAGUCAAGCUACUCAAUGAGAAACUCAAUGAUCCAAAUUGCACACUGGAAAAGCUCAAUCUGACCCAUAACGAACAUUUCAGAAUCACUCCAGGACUACAGAAAUAUGCCUGUGAUCUCACACUGGAUCCAAACACAGCAAAUACUUGUUUACUUCUGUCUGAAGACAACACGAGGGUGACAUAUAUAAAAGAAAAUCAGCCAUACCCUGCUCAUUUAGAGAGAUUUGAUUGAAUGUUUUCAGGUUCUGUGUCGGGAGAGUCUGACUGGACGCUGUUACUGGGAAGGCUGAAUGGAGUGGGAGGGGCACUUUUAUAUCAGUGGCAUAUAAAGGAAUUAGCAGAAAAGGCGAGAGUUAUGACUGUGAGUUUGGAUGCAAUGAAAAGUCUUGGAGUCUGGACUACUCCUAUGACAGAUUUUGUGCCUGGCACAACAAUAAGAGCAAUUACAUACCUCCCCCGUCACCUCCCUCUAAUAGAGUAGGAGUAUAUAUGGACUGGUCAGCUGGCACUCUGUCCUUCUACAGUGUUUCUGACACACACACACUCACACACUUGCACACAUAUAACACCAAAUUCACUGAACCCCUCUUUGGUGGACUUGGUAUUUAUCCUGAUUCUUCAGUUUCUCUUGUCAGAUUGAACAAAAACAACUGAGAAAAUGACUUCCAUUUUCACACUUUCUUGAGUGCAACAAUAACCGCUUUUCCACUGUUGGGCCAGUGUGAGCCAGGGCUAAUAACGUGCCAGGCGUGGCCAAGCACUGAGGCCAAAAUCAAGUUACCUUUCCACUGUCAGGCCAGUAGUCCCGUAGCGCUACCCUAAAACUUGCCCUUAACAUGCCUCCAUGUAAUAACGUCACACAACUCCACCAUUUCACCAGCUGGCUAAAAACAAGCUAAAUCACAAAACAUUACAGGUGAACGUUUGGUCUUUAGGUGAAAACUUAAGAUUCCAGCUUCGACAUUUGACCAGUGUUUUACAAUAACAAAAACAAGUCACAGUGACAGUAAUUUAUUAUUUUGUGUCAGGAGUGCACAUCAAGUCAUGCUGAAUCAAACUGGUAUUUACCAUUUGACAUAAAAAUUGAACAACAUAACUAUUUGGUUACACCUGCUUCUAUUUAUUUGGAAUCACAGGAAAUGCACAAAACAACUCCAUAAUAGCUUUUAAGUCCAAAGGCUUAUACAUUUAGAAAAAUACUGAUAAAAUAUGUUUAUGUCACAUUUCUUUAGAAAGAGUGAGGAUUUCUAUUAUUUUUCCACAAAAUUAAACAAUCUGAGGAGGUUUAAGUGAUCUCUCAUGUCCUACUAUACUGUUAUCGUUUCAGCAAAAGCAACAGAGGAAGCCCUUGAGAAGAAAACAGAAGUUAUGAGUGAUAUGAGUUAAUUGGAGUGCAUGUUUUUAUUUGACAUAUAUGCAGAAGCAUUAGUCCGGUAUUAACAAAGGUGUAGGGAAGAGACAGGUAAAACAUGAAACCAAAUAAAAACGCAAUUAUAAUUACAUAUAUAUAUAUCCUAAUUAUUGUUAAUAUGUAAUUCAUUUUUCCAGGAGCUCAUUGCUUCUACCUUCAGUUAAACUGUUAACAAUGAUUGUAAAUUAAUUGCCU
Molecule: messenger RNA, 4306 nt
Organism: Megalobrama amblycephala (Wuchang bream)
Lineage: Eukaryota; Metazoa; Chordata; Actinopteri; Cypriniformes; Xenocyprididae
Product: NACHT, LRR and PYD domains-containing protein 3-like
Exons: 7
Coding region: 689-2932 (747 amino acids)
Molecular function (GO): protein binding
Source: RefSeq, a predicted model, not a curated record